Messenger RNA from Antechinus flavipes (yellow-footed antechinus), 1770 nucleotides. RefSeq names its product clusterin (gene CLU). The coding region runs from base 144 to 1520 and encodes 458 amino acids. The transcript is spliced from 9 exons. Lineage: Eukaryota; Metazoa; Chordata; Mammalia; Dasyuromorphia; Dasyuridae. The record is from RefSeq and is a predicted model, not a curated record.
ACCGCCUGCAGCGCCAGCCGCCAGCCAUCACCCAGAGCGCGGGGAAGAAAGGCGCGCGGAGGAGAGGAGCAGAGCCGGGCUUCCUGGCAUCCUCCUGACGGGCCUCCUUGCCUUAAGAUUCUGGAACCAAAAUUCAAAGGAAAAUGAAGUCCUUGUUGCUGUGUUUCUUCCUUGGGCUUUUGCUAAGUGGGAAGAAAGGAGAUGCACUGCUUUCUCCCAAUGACCUUCAGGAUAUGUCUGCCCAGGGGAGUAAGUACAUAGGCAAUGAAUUUGAAAAUGCUCUCAAUGGCGUGAAACAGAUGAAAAGUCUAAUGGACAAGACAGGAAAGGACCGUAGAAUGCUGCUCACCAAUCUAGAAGAAGCCAAGAAACAGAAGGAGGAGGCCAUCCAGGAGGCCAAGAACCUAGAGAAGCAGAUAGUUGAGAAGCCAGAGGUGUGCAAUGAUACUAUGAUGGCCCUGUGGGAGGAGUGCAAGCCUUGCCUGAAACAAACCUGCAUGAAGUUCUACACAAAAGUCUGCAGGAGUGGCUCAGGCCUCGUGGGCCGCCAGUUAGAGGAGUUUCUGAACCAGUCCUCUCCUUUCUCCAUCUGGAUAAAUGGGGACCGAAUGGAUACCCUGUUGAAAGAUGAUCAGGAACAAAAACAGAAGCUGAUGAACCUGGAAGAGGAUUACAGCUUGUUUCAGCACAACAUGGAUGAGUUAUUUCAGGGCAGCUCCCUGUUCUCUGAGAACACAAACCCUUUCAUCAUGAACCCCUUUAGAGGGGUAUUCGGUGACUCUUCAAGGCCCCCAUUCAGACCUUGGUUUUUCCAAAAGCAGAGGGUGGUCCGAGACAUUUCACCUUUCUUCUCCCAACAUCCACUAGGUUUCCAGCAUCUAUUCCAGCCCUUCUUUGAAAUGUCUCAGAAGAUUAUGGAGAAUGCCCACAGGGCUAUGGAAAGGGAAAAGCAAUGGAAUCUUAAUACCUAUCACUCUUCAGAAAAUGGCACCAAUGAUCGCAUGGUAUGUCGGGAAAUCCGUCGUAACUCAGCAGGAUGCUUGAAGAUGAAGGAUCAAUGUGAAAAGUGCCGGGAGAUUUUGUCAGUAGACUGCUCUGACACAGACCCAAACCAGAGCCAGCUAAGAGAAAAGUAUGAAGAUGCUCUUCGGAUAGUGGAAAAAUUUGGCAGAGAGUAUGAAGACCUCCUCCAGUUGUACCAACUGAGGAUGCUGAACACCUCCUCCCUCCUGGACCAACUGAACCGGCAAUUUGGCUGGGUGUCUCAGCUGGCCAACCUCACCCAGACCAAGAAUGGUGACUAUCUCCAGGUCUCCACUGUGUACUCCAGAUCUUCAAAUCCCGAUGACCCAUCCAAGCCUUCUGAUACAGAAGUAGUCGUGCAAAUCUUUGACUCCGAUCCCAUUACUCUGACUGUGCCUGCAGAGAUCUCCUGGGAUGACCCCAAAUUCAUGGAGAUCGUAGCAGAAGAAGCUCUGAAGCAAUAUAAAAAGAAGAAUCUAGAAAAUCAAAUCGUGUGAAUGGAGCUUUCCCCAUCAUUUGGAUGACAGAAUCCAGAUCCCGCAGCUUCUCUAAGAGGUUCCUGCAUGUUAGCCAGUCACCAAGGUCAGGUGGGGGCAUAAAGGAGAUCUUGGUGCAAUGCAAGCCCCAUUCACACCCCACAACUGCCUGCACUUCCAGAUUUUACACUGUUAACACCUGUACUUUGCUGCUGUAGGGAGAUACCUACCUCCUUGAACAACUAACUCAAUAAACUCAACCUGACACUGA